This is a messenger RNA of Bombus pyrosoma, 1146 nucleotides long. Its product is annotated as odorant receptor 13a-like. Bases 25 to 1146 code for a protein of 373 amino acids. Gene Ontology annotation, biological process: sensory perception of smell; detection of chemical stimulus involved in sensory perception of smell. Gene Ontology annotation, molecular function: olfactory receptor activity; odorant binding. NCBI's taxonomy places the organism in Eukaryota, Metazoa, Arthropoda, Insecta, Hymenoptera, Apidae. Gene Ontology annotation, cellular component: plasma membrane. The record is from RefSeq and is a predicted model, not a curated record. The transcript has 5 exons.
GCAUUCUACCAUAGAACACUCGGUAUGAGCUCUAGGCAAGUUAAAGAUCUGUCUAUCAUCAUCACGAGUUUCUACAUGAAAUUCGUUGGUUUUUGGCUGGCGAAUAAUUACGUCGAGAAACGUCGCAGGAACGUUGCGUUGAGUUAUACGUUAUUCGCCGUCCUCCUCUCCCUAUCGACCGAGGCGAGGGAUUUGUACUUCAGUUGGGGAGAUCUUGUUGUGGUCAAAAUCUUCAUUUUGUUAAUAUAUAACGAAGAGCUGCUUGACAUAAUCGGUUAUGCGAAAAUAAAUUUUUGGCACUUGAAUUACGACUCACACGAGCAAAUGAUCGUGGAUAACUGCAGACUAAACUAUGGAAAAAAUGAAUCCGAGCGAAUACUUCCGUUUAACAUGUGGCUCCCCGAAUGUCAUCUAUCCAUGACACCAUAUUUCGAAUUAAUGUUCAUGCUACAGGUUUUACAUUAUUUUACUUUACAAUUAUUUGUUGUAUGCUCGUAUCAUGUUGGUGUGUGCUACCAUUGCUUCGACAAUGUUUUAUGCAUUUUAAAUCUACACACUGCUGCACAGUUUCGUAUCUUGCAAUAUAGACUUGCAAAUAUGUGCAACACGAACGACUGUGCAGAAUUCUACGAAGUUUCGGAAAAGUUAUCAUACAGUAUACAUCGAUACGGAAAGCUUAGGACUUACAUUCAACAACACCAAGCACUCACUGAUUUUUGUAAAAAACUCGAAGAUGUAUUCAACUUGAUUGUACUCGGACAGGUGUCGCUAUUCAGCUUAUUAAUCUGCCUCGAUGGGUAUUUGAUACUUAUGGAUGAUGCUCCCGCUACAAGACGCUUUACUUUCGCCUUUCAUAUAACGGGUUGCAUGUGUCAACUGUUGAUGUUCACCUAUAGUUGCGAUUGUCUGAUACGAGAUAGUGCGAACGUAGCUAAUGCCGCGUAUAAGAGCUUAUGGUCGCGCUUACCGAUGGACCAAUUUGGAAAAAUAUUACGCAAGGACUUAAUACUGGUUAUCAUGAGGUCCGCGACACCCUCUUGUUUGACUGCUUGUGGAUUCUUCACUGUGUCAUUGGAAACUUACACCGGGGUAAGCGCAGACGUAACACGUAUAGUUGAAAAUCCUGUAAAUAUGUACCUUUCUUAG